GAUUUGAGUUUGAAAAGGUGUAGUUUUUGGGUUUUUAUGGGCUCCCGACCUCAUAGACUGACGGAGUGGUACCCCGCUGUAGGUAUGCCUCGCAUUGUCUCCCGGGCUUCUGCAUCUGGCGCGGCCUACGACCCGUAUGCCUGGGUAACUUCCGAUAUAAAUGACUCGCCCAACCAAAUGGAUCUGGCGGAGUUGACCGAGUUCCGGCAAGCCGGUUACUUGUGUGGGGGAACAGACGAGGAGGUCAACUAUGAGGCCGCUGUUCCUGCCCCCAACGAGCGUAUUUAUGAGAUCAAUUUCCACUCUCCUCGUGUCCCCGAUUGGAUUUGGUUCUACAAAUCCAUGUUCACACAAGUCGGCGUUCGGAUACCGCUUUUUGAUUUCCAAAUGGCGCUCCUCAACCGGAUAUCCGUCUCCCCCUCACAGCUCCAUCCAAACAUCUGGGCCUCAAUCCGCUGUUUCGAAUUGGUUUGCGAAUACCUCGAGCUACCGGUGUCGGUGGACGUCUUCCUCUUCUUCUUCAAUCUUACUAAUCCUUCCAAACAAGGGAAAGCUAGGAAAGGGUUCUUUUCUUUCCGAUCUGCCCAGGGUAGGAGAAUAUUCGGCCUCUUCGAGGACUCCUACCAUGGAUUCAAAGAUAAGUACUUCAAAGUUCGCCUCGUCAAAGGUCGCCACCCCUUUUGGUUGUCGUUAGAGGGGGAGCGCCUUAUCCCAACUUAUUGGAGUUUUGGGGCGGGGUCGAACUCUUUCAUUAAGGUGACGUAUAAAAGGUUGUCGCCCGUAGAUAAGCAAAUAGCUGAUGUACUUUCUGCUAUUUUUGAGAAGAACCCCGUGAACCCCCAUCUCCUCAUGGGUGAACGGGAGGUCGCUAGGAGCUAUAUCCUGGAAAUGUCCGCUACCGUGACCGGACUUGAGAAUUUGAUGAAGACUUUUUUUGAAGCGAGGGACGACGAGAAUGCCGAAGAAAAGGAUGCCGGGAGGUCGGAGGGUCCUUCUGGGGAGAAGGAGAAUCAGGCUGUGCCUUCUCCCCAGGAUACCGGCGUGUUGGAGAAACAGACUACAGGGGCCCAGGCUUCUCCUAUUCGUGAGGAGGUGUUCGUUGAAGGGCAUGCGUCCUUUACCCCCUGCCGGACAGUGAUGUGGAGCUCAUCUAUACUCCCAAGAGGCGGAGGAUGUCUUCCAGCCCGGAAGGGGCCCUCACUAUAAUGGAAAGGAACUUUGA
This is a messenger RNA of Arachis ipaensis, 1222 nucleotides long. RefSeq lists its product as uncharacterized. The record is from RefSeq and is a predicted model, not a curated record. Lineage: Eukaryota; Viridiplantae; Streptophyta; Magnoliopsida; Fabales; Fabaceae.